AUGGAUAUGGCAGAAGAAGAUAUUAAUGGAGAUGAAUACCCAGCUGAAAUUCAGGAUUAUCUCUCAGCAUUUGAAAAAUCUCUUGGUUGUGUAGAUGAGAUGCUGAAGACUAUGAUGUCAGUUUCUCGGAGUGAACUUCUUCAGAAGUUGGAUCCUCUUGAACAAGCAAAACUGGAUUUGGUUUCUGCAUACACGUUAAAUUCGAUGUUCUGGGUAUAUCUGGCCACUCAAGGGAUCAAUCCCAAGGACCAUCCAGUGAAACAGGAGCUGGAGAGAAUAAGAACAUAUAUGAACAGGGUUAAAGAACUAACAGACAAGAAAAAAGCAUCCAAACUAGAUAAAGGAGCUGCUGCUAGGUUUGUAAGAAACGCAUUAUGGGAAUCCGCAUCUGAAAAGGAGCCUGCAUCCAAAAUUUCCAAUAAGGCAAAAAAGAGAAAAAUGGACUAGUUUUUUAUCUUUCUUCUUGUUUUAUUUAUCAGGUAUGGUAUCAACUAGAACAUUAUUUUAAAAAGUGUUUUGGAUAUUUUUGUGGUACAAAAAUAAUGUCUUGUAACAACAGUUUGAUCAAAUAAGCUGUAGUGAGGACCUGUACUGCAUGUAGGGCAGUGCUUUGGCCUGCGGAGCCUGUAUUGGGGUCAAUAUACAUGUAUAGCUGAAUGUGAAAUUUGAUGUUGGCUUAUUAGCUUUAGGCUUAUUUCUCCACAUGAAAAUAAACUUAGUAUUUUUGACAAGUUUUAUGUAGUAUCAUUUUGUGUAUUUUGUUUGCUUUUCUUAAAUAUUUUUUCCAUUGUAAUUCUGAAAGAUUGGAACCAUUUAAUUUUUGAUGUGUUACUGUCUGCUGAGUAUUCAGUCUUGAAGAGUGGGGUGUCAGUGUAACUCUGUUGUUUAUGUAGGAGCCACUGGCUUUUCAGUACAUCUGCAUAUGAAAAGCUAAAUUUUGUUUAAUGUCCAGUGUAAUAUAUAUACAUAUCUCCUUUUCCAUCUCAGCUGAAUAAAUACCAUAUAUAUAUGUCC
Alligator sinensis (Chinese alligator) is the source of this 1014-nucleotide messenger RNA. It is a transcript of the gene C1D, whose product is annotated as C1D nuclear receptor corepressor. Gene Ontology annotation, biological process: maturation of 5.8S rRNA; regulation of gene expression. Bases 1 to 447 code for a protein of 148 amino acids. The record is from RefSeq and is a predicted model, not a curated record. The transcript has 4 exons. NCBI's taxonomy places the organism in Eukaryota, Metazoa, Chordata, Crocodylia, Alligatoridae. Gene Ontology annotation, cellular component: exosome (RNase complex); nucleolus. Gene Ontology annotation, molecular function: RNA binding; DNA binding.